UCGCUGCAAUUAGUUUUUAUUUCUUUGCUGAGCCAAACGCCUCGCGAAUCGUCGCGAUCGGGCAUUUCAUACAAAUUAUUGCUAAGGAUCCGGAGUACGGGGAAUUUUCGCGGAAAUCAUCGGCGCGCUUACAGUACUUUUGUGGAAGUGGAACUGGGACUGGGACUGACAUUCGGCAGAUUAGCAUUCGGAGAGCUGUGAAAAUGUUUCGUAAUUUUGUGAAUUUUACAAACAAAUACAAAAUCGUCCGGGGCAUGAUAUCAUAUGGCACCCUCUGGCCCUGCGGUUCCCUCAUUGAGCAAACUCUGAUCGAAAAGAAGACAUUCCGAACGUACGACUGGAUGAAGUGUCUCAGAUUUAGCUUAUUCGGCUUCUUUUUCAUGGGCCCAACCAUAUAUGUGUGGAUCCGACUGGCGGGCGUUAUGUGGCCACGCACCGAUAUUAAGUCAUCGUUGUGCAAGGCGAUCACCGAACAGACCGCAUAUGACCCGAUGGCCAUCAGUUCUUUUCUCUUCUUCAUGACCCUGAUGGAGGGCAACACAUACGCAGACGCCAGGCGGGAGGUCAGCGAUAAAUUCCUGGACGCCUACAAGGUGGGCGUUAUUUAUUGGCCCUGCGUGCAGACGGUGAACUUCGCCUUCGUGCCGGCGCGGAACCAGGUCAUCUUCACCUCCUUCUUCAGCAUGUGCUGGACCACGUUUCUGGCCUACGUCAAGUUCCUGCAGCUGCAUCCACCAGUGGACGUGGACCACCAUGCCAUGGACAUUCACUUCCUGGAGAUGUGAGUCCCGAUUGGAGUUGAAAUCUAAGUCGGAGUUCCAGCCAUCUAAUUUUUAUUAUUUAUUUAUUUCUAUUUUAUGAGGUCUAUUAAAAAUUUAUAAAUUUAUGUGAGUCCAUUAAAUGCGGCUGAUAAAUGAGUUUAGAUAA
Molecule: messenger RNA, 927 nt
Organism: Drosophila kikkawai
Lineage: Eukaryota; Metazoa; Arthropoda; Insecta; Diptera; Drosophilidae
Gene: plh
Product: pasang lhamu
Biological process (GO): cellular response to reactive oxygen species
Cellular component (GO): mitochondrion; cytoplasm; membrane
Source: RefSeq, a predicted model, not a curated record